Molecule: messenger RNA, 1727 nt
Organism: Vigna unguiculata (cowpea)
Lineage: Eukaryota; Viridiplantae; Streptophyta; Magnoliopsida; Fabales; Fabaceae
Gene: XK-1
Product: xylulose kinase-1
Biological process (GO): xylulose metabolic process; phosphorylation
Cellular component (GO): cytosol
Molecular function (GO): D-xylulokinase activity; D-ribulokinase activity
Source: RefSeq, a predicted model, not a curated record
GCCAAUUGCCACCAUGUUUUGUUCCUCAGCAUCUUAUUAUCCCUGGGGAAUGGCAGAAGAACAUGUAGCAAGUGUUCAACAUGGUUUGCGCUAGUUCACUAAUCCACCCGGGAAGCACCGUUUUAGUAUCUUUGCCAUCAAUCCAAAGGAAAAAACGAGGGAAUGUGUUAUGUAACAAUAAGGUAAGAAAACAAAGAGUAGCAUCAAUGUCAAUGUCCCUUGGUAACCAGAAAAAUCAGAAUGCAGAAGAAGCAAGUGUAAGAGAAGGUGAAAGGCUCUAUCUGGGGUUUGACUUUGGCACAUCUGGUGCCAGGUUUGCCAUAAUCGACAAAGAUGAUGCAAUUCGAGCUGAGGCAAAGAGAGAGUACCCUUUGUACUUGAGUGGAGAGUCGCAGGAUUGGGUACGCUCAUGGAAGGAGACACUGUUUUCUCUGCUUGAAGAUGUCCCACUCGACAUUCGCAAACACAUUGUGGCUAUUUCAAUUGACGGGACUUCUGCCACUACUCUCAUUGUUGAUAGUUACACAGGGGAACCGUUGUGGAGACCUUUUCUUUACAAUGAGAGUUGUUCUGAUGCAUUACCAAUGGUGAAGUCUAUUGCUCCUCAAAAUCACACGGUUUGCACUGGGUCGUCCACUCUGUGUAAACUCGUCUCUUGGUGGAACCAUGUUGGUUCGGAUAAAAAACCUGCUUUGUUGUUGCACCAAGCAGAUUGGCUUUUGUGGCUUCUUCAUGGAAAGCUUGGAGUUACAGAUUAUAAUAAUGCUCUCAAGGUUGGCUAUGAUCCUGAAGUGGAUUCGUAUCCUUCAUGGUUAGUGUGUCAACCAUAUUAUCAUCUUUUACCUUCAGUUCUUGCUCCCGGAACUCCAAUUGCUUGUUUAAAGGAGGAAAUUGGAAAAAAAUAUGGUUUUCAAAAGGACUGUGUUGUGUGCACCGGAACCACCGACAGUAUUGCUGCAUUUCUUGCAGCUCGUGCUAGCCAACCUGGGAAAGCUGUCACUUCAUUGGGUUCAACACUGGCGAUUAAGUUACUCAGCAAUACAAGAAUUGAAGAUUCUCGGUUUGGGGUUUACAGCCAUCGCCUUGAUGAUAAAUGGCUCGUUGGUGGUGCUUCAAACACUGGUGGAGCAAUUCUUAGACAGCUUUUCACUGAUAAUCAAUUAGAGAAACUGAGUGAACAGAUCAAUCCCUCACAACCUUCUCUUCUGGACUACUAUCCCUUGCCCAAAGCAGGUGAAAGAUUCCCAGUAGCAGAUCCAAAUUUGGCUCCAAGGCUUCAUCCACGUCCUGAAAACGAUGUUGAGUACCUGCAUGGGAUUUUAGAAUCCAUUGCGCGUAUAGAGGCAAAGGCAUAUGGGUUGCUAAAGGAGCUAGGAGCAACCCAGGUAGAGGAAGUUUUCACUGCUGGUGGAGGAGCCAAAAAUGAGAAGUGGAUAAAGAUUCGUGAGAGGGUGCUUGGUUUGCCUGUGAGUCGUGCAAAUCAAACAGAAGCUGCAUAUGGAGCUGCAUUAUUGGCAAAAAAGGGUGAUCAGCAAAAUAUUCUUUCAUAACAUUAUUGCACUCCACCUGUUUGAUCAUGGUAACCAGGAAUAAUUCUGAGUUCAAAUUGUUCUUGUGAAAAUGAAAUUGAAGUCCGAAGAAUGUUUCAACAUGGAUGCCACAGUGAUGUUAAGUUAUCUUCUUGGGUUUAAGAAUAAUGAGACAUUAACAUCUUUAUUAUUUUAUAU